AAUUCUGCAUCCGUCCAUCCGUCGCCCCAUCCGUCGCCCGGCCGUCCUACCAGCUGGUAUGUCAGGUAAAUGACAGAAGCGACGGAGAAUUCCCCAUUGCAUAUGUGCCCCAUAGAUGAGGCGCCCAAAGCUGUAUCUGGCAUUGGCAUUGGGCAUAUUCCUAUUUUUCGCCUCUCCGCAGGAUCGAGACGCUGCAGGGCCAUUUCCUCCCAGCCCACCCGAGGCCCGGCCAGGCGCUUGAUGAGUCGCGCACUAGUUAGCUAUAGCGUCGAGGGGCGAAUUCGAUAGUCGAGGGGAGGAAUAGCGAAAGCAACUAGCUACGAGGCGCACACUAAUGCGUGCCGUAUGUACGCACGACUGUGUCUCAAUUUGCUUUCCCCCUUGGACGAGACACACGAGGCUCCCACGUUCUUCUGGCGAUCCUGAGCAGUUAGACAAGACUGCAUACCAACAGUUCCCUUUCGUAGGAAGAGAGGGAGGCUGUUUCGUUACGGGGUUUGCGCCGCCAAUAGUCUUCGACGUUCUGUCCCUACGUCAAUCCCACGUUAUUCCCAAACGUGGUUGCGACGCCCUGCCGCGUGGUCACGCAUCAUUCCUUGUCGAUGCCGCACCCCCCCUCCUCUUCCCUCACUCUCUCACCCAUCAGCGAGACGUUGUGGCUUGCGGUUGGCAUGACAGGAGGAUCCUGACUUUCUCUCCCAUUGGCCUCUCCGCACCGGCGCUGCGGUUCCUUGUUUCUCAUCACAUCUAUUCUCCUGCGGCAGACACUUGUAUAUCCACUAACAACCACGUAACGGAGCCUGGAUCGUACAUGGUGAGUUUUCAGGGCAUUAGCGCGCCACGCAUUGCCGUUGGUUGUGUUCCUUACUCCCCUCUGUGGCCGGCCGCUAGUGGCCUAGAAGGGCGGGUGAUGACUUAUGGCAACCCCAGCAGAAACAUUCUCACCCUGACAGGAGACGUGCCAUACAUAUUAACGUUGAUGUUUUAGUUGUUUCUGUUCGUAGCCAUUCUCAAGGGAGCCCGGGUUCAGGCUCCCUAGGAUCGGCCCUAGGAGGGUCCAUCCCAAUUGACCAGGGCCGUCCCGUCUGGUCGGUAUACAGGAAGCAUUCCUCGAACCCCCCCCCCUCCCCCCUCUCCACCCAUACAGACGCACUCUCUCGCCCUCCCUCUCAGACCGCCGGACAGGAGCUGGUUCCGGACGGGGACCGGCGCGCCCGGCGCUGUGAUC
Molecule: messenger RNA, 1228 nt
Organism: Durotheca rogersii
Lineage: Eukaryota; Fungi; Ascomycota; Sordariomycetes; Xylariales; Xylariaceae
Exons: 1
Coding region: 335-988 (217 amino acids)
Source: RefSeq, a predicted model, not a curated record